Messenger RNA from Triticum aestivum (bread wheat), 2908 nucleotides. RefSeq names its product disease resistance protein RGA5. Gene Ontology annotation, biological process: protein phosphorylation. The transcript has 8 exons. The record is from RefSeq and is a predicted model, not a curated record. Bases 212 to 2908 code for a protein of 898 amino acids. Gene Ontology annotation, molecular function: protein kinase activity; ATP binding; ADP binding. Lineage: Eukaryota; Viridiplantae; Streptophyta; Magnoliopsida; Poales; Poaceae.
CGAGCAUUUGGCUCAGGGGCAUCACGGAAAGGUAGACAAACGCGGAUGUGAAGCCUUUCCCCCCUCCGCAUUCCGCCUCUCAAGCCCCCACCCUCCCCGGAAGUACUUCUCCGGCGAAGUACUCUUCCCGUCAGGUUCUUAUCCAUCCCUGGUCCGCGGCGCCGCUUCCCCGGCAGAGAAAGGAGAAUAACACCUAACUUCCACAACCGAGAUGACGGACGGCGGCCAAGGCAACGAACUUGCUGCUCUCGAGAAAGUGUUGCUCGACGAAAGUGCGGAUCCUGUCGAUCUGCCUUUCUCGCUUCUCAAGGCCAUCACAGGAAACUUCUCUGAAGAUAAUGAAAUCGGCAGCGGCGGGUUCGGAGCGGUUUACAAGGGAGUGCUUCCAAGUGGUCGCACUAUCGCCGUGAAGAAGCUCUUUGAGAUGUACGAGAUCCUGGACAAGAAUUUUGCAAGCGAGGUCACCUGUCUUGCCGGGGUCAGGCACAAGAAUACCGUGCGAUUUCUCGGAUACUGCUCUGAGACGCAGCAAGUACUGAUGCCAUAUGACGGGAAGCGUGUCUUGGCUGAUGUGCGGCAUAGGCUGCUCUGCUUCGAGUACAUGCCCAAAGGGUGCCUUGCUGACUAUCUCCCUGAUGCAGCUUGUCGAUUUCAGUGGAUCACACGUUAUCAAAUAAUCAAGGGGGUCUGUGAAGGCGUGCAUUAUCUUCACAAGCAGCGUAUUAUUCACAUGGACCUCAAACCUCAGAAUGUACUAUUGGAUGACAACAUGCUGCCCGGAAUUACGGAUUUCGGUCUAUCAAGACGCUUAAGUGAAAGCAAGAGUCGGGCUAUCACUGAAAACAAGCAUGGGACGAUGGGAUAUAUGGCACCAGAAUUUAUAAAUAAGGGAGAAAUCACCUUCAAGACAGACAUAUAUAGUUUGGGAGUUAUAAUAAUGGAGAUCCUUAUGGGACAUAAGGACUGCUCCAAUGUUAAGGAGAUAGUUGAAAGUUGGACGAACAAGUUCAGGACAUCAGAGAGCCAGACAGCACUGGAACAAGUAAAAGUAUGUGCUGAGAUAGGGAUAAAAUGCAUGAACUAUGACCCAAGGAAUAGGCCUGCUACAUGGUUUAUCAUUAGUGGAAUACUGGGUGAUGUGGAAAUUUCAAACUGGUCUAUUACAAGUGAUGUAGCUACCUCGACAGAAGGGCAGAUAGGCUUUGCCUCCAAGUUGGUGGAUGAAUUGAAGUUGAUGGAUGAUUCCGCUGCAGCAUCCGAACUGCAGCCAUCAGCGCUGGAGGUAGAGCAGGAGGAUGGCAAAGUGAGCCUAGAGAGUAAGGGGAAGGCAACAACAGUGACUGUGGCGGCUGGGGUGAUGAGCACCCUCAGUGCCAAGCUUGCCAAGCUCAUGGGCGACGAGUACAUUAAGCGCAAAGAGGUGAGGAAGCAGGCGUCCUUCCUCAAGAAGGAGUUGAGCACCAUAAACGCUGUCCUUGAGCAGCUGGAGCUCAUGGAUGAGCUCGCUCCAGUGGUAAAAAAUUGGAGGGAUGAUGUCAGGGAGAUCUCCUAUGACAUGGAGAAUUGUAUUGAUGACUUCAUGCGCCAAUUUGGAGGUGAGGAUGCUGAAGCAAGCUUCGUCGGGGAGGCUGCUGAACUUCACAAGAGGUUGUGCGAGCUUCAUAGGAUUGCCAACCAGAUGGAAGAGCUCAGGACUCUUAUGGUAGAAGCAAAUGCUCGACGUGAGAGCUACAAGAUUGAUGAUUGCAAGCCUAGCUUUGUGGGUGUCGACCCUCGGCUGUCAGCGGUCUGCCAGGAGGCAACUAGCCUUGUGGGCAUUGACGGCCCAAGGGAGGAGGUUGCCAAUUGGUUGAUGGAUACUCAGAAAAAACUCAAGGUUGUGUCUGUUGUUGGUUUUGGAGGUCUGGGUAAAACUACACUUUCCAAACAGGUAUAUGAUAAGAUCAGGGGGCAUUUCAAGAGUGUGGCAUUCAUUUCAGUUUCACAGAAGCCUGAUAUGAGAGUGCUUCUCAAUCGCCUACAAUUGAAACUUGGGAUAAGUGUGUCUUCUCAUGAUUGCGGGUUUGAAGACAUCAUUGAAGAGCUAAGGAAGUAUCUCGCAGAUAAAAGGUACCUUAUUGUACUUGAUGACUUGUGGGAUCAAUCAGCAUGGAAUACUAUUAGUCUUGCUUUUUCAGAAAAUGGAAAUGGGAGUAGAAUAAUAGUAACGACACGAGUGGAAGAUGUGGCUAGUGUGGCCUGUCACAAUGACCGUAAGUGCAUUUACACAAUGAAGCCCCUCAAUGAACAGAAUUCAAGAAUGUUAUUCUCGAAUAGAGUAUUUGGGUCUGAAGUUGUUUGUCCACCCUAUCUUAAAGACGUUGCAGCUGAAAUUCUGAAGAAGUGUGGCGGAUUGCCUCUUGCAAUUAUCACUAUAGCUAGCCUAUUAGCUACUCAAGUGAGGUCAAGGAAACACUGGGAGAGCAUAAGGAAAUCUCUGGGUGCCCAAUCUGCCACAAAUCCUUCAUUGAAAGAGAUGAAUAACAUAUUAAACCUUAGCUACACGCAUCUUCCUCUUCAUCUCCGGGCAUGUUUUUUGUACCUUGGUAUGUAUCCUGAGGACCACAUUAUAUGGCGGGAUCAUCUGGUUAGACAAUGGAUAGCUGAAGGCUUCGUCAGCAGUUUGCAUGGGUCAGAUUUGGAGGAUAUUGGCAGGAGUUAUUUCAAUGAGCUCGUCAAUAGAAGUAUGACUCAUCCAUCAAAAACUGAGUAUGGAGAGGUGUUGUCUUGCACAGUACAUGACAUGAUGCUUGAUUUGAUCCUAAUCAAGUGUGUAGAAGACAAUUUUCUAAGUGUGGCGUACAAUUCUGACGACAUGCAAGUACAAUGUUCGCAGAUUACCGAAAAAGGCUUUCGCCCCGCUUUAUAG